GGCUCCGGCUCCUGGGCUGCUCUGCAGCGCGCAGUACGAAAGGUGCAGCGUGAGCGGUUGGAGCCGGUGCUGGGUUGAGGUUCCACGGAAGACACGAGGUGGGGAGAAGCUCAGUCUGGUUCCCAGUUCCAUGGUAAAAGACUGAAUCAUUCGUCAUUACGCAUCAGAAUGGCUGAACACCCAUUGUGGGAGCAGAUUGGUAGAGGUUUUGUGCAUCACUAUUACCAACAGUUUGAUGUAGACCGAACACAGCUUGGGACUCUUUAUAGUGACUGUUCCUGCUUAACAUGGGAAGGACAACCUUUCCAGGGAAAAGCUGCAAUAAUGGAGAAAAUAGCUAGCCUACCAUUCCAGAAAAUUCAACAUAGUAUAACUGCAGAGGACCAUCAGCCAGCACCGGACAGCUGUGUUCUUAGUAUGGUGGUAGGACAGCUAAAGGUGGAUGAUGACCCUGUGAUGGGUUUUCAUCAGUUAUUCCUUCUGAAAAAUGAUAGUGACAAGUGGAUCUGCACAAAUGACAUGUUCAGAUUGGCUCUACAUAACUUUUGCUAGACCUGCUUUAUAGACCUGUUCUAUAAUUUUUAGUCGAAAUUGUAGUGAAGCAGUGUAUUCACAAGAGCACUGUUGUGGUACAGGACCAACGUAAUGAACUGAAUUACUUAAUGAAAAUGAUUGCAGUAUUUGCCUGUUAAGAUUUUCAAUCUGUUCAGCAUUCAAAGGUCAGAUGCAAGAUCAGAGUGUUUAGUCAACCAGUGACUGAAAAUGAGUGUUUGAAGUUAUCUGUAAAUGGUUUCCUUAAGUGCCUCUUUUUUUUUUUGUUCAUGAAACACUUGAACAUAUUUGAAAACUCCUGAUAGGACCUUUUGUUAAUGAAGGGUAUUUUACAAAAGGUCACUAAUCAAUUCAGAAGAUUAUCAUCCAUACUUGUCAGGUUCUUGUAAAAUGUCCACAGAAGACACUUGUU
This is a messenger RNA of Carcharodon carcharias (great white shark), 964 nucleotides long. Its product is annotated as nuclear transport factor 2-like. Gene Ontology annotation, cellular component: nuclear pore central transport channel. Bases 169 to 552 code for a protein of 127 amino acids. The transcript has 5 exons. Lineage: Eukaryota; Metazoa; Chordata; Chondrichthyes; Lamniformes; Lamnidae. The record is from RefSeq and is a predicted model, not a curated record. Gene Ontology annotation, biological process: protein import into nucleus.